Molecule: messenger RNA, 805 nt
Organism: Drosophila persimilis
Lineage: Eukaryota; Metazoa; Arthropoda; Insecta; Diptera; Drosophilidae
Gene: Lipt2
Product: putative lipoyltransferase 2, mitochondrial
Exons: 1
Coding region: 31-729 (232 amino acids)
Biological process (GO): protein lipoylation
Cellular component (GO): mitochondrion
Molecular function (GO): lipoyl(octanoyl) transferase activity
Source: RefSeq, a predicted model, not a curated record
AAUGUUUUUUGUUAAACAAAUGAAAUUAACAUGUGUGUGAGACGACCGCUCGUGACUGUGGUGCGCGCUGGACGACAUAGCUAUGCCAGCGGACUGAAGUUGCAACAGCUGCUGGCGAAGUCCACACAAAACUUGGGCGAGUUCGCUGAAUUUCGCAAUUACAUCGUUCUCCAGGAACACGAUCCUGUAUACACCAUAGGAAUUCGGAGCAAGAGUUAUACGAAAGACGAUGAGGAUCGGCUCCGAAAAUUGGGAGCAGAAUUCCAUCGCACGGAUCGUGGUGGUUUGAUUACGUUUCAUGGGCCUGGUCAGCUGGUUGCCUACCCCAUUCUCCACUUGCGGCAAUUCAAGCCGAGUAUCCGCUGGUAUGUGGCCGCCCUGGAGCGCACGGUAAUAGAGACAUGCCGACAGCUGGGUAUUCCAGAUGCUACGACCACACAGGACACAGGCAUUUGGGUGGGUGACCACAAGAUCUGUGCCAUUGGCGUGCACGGCUCUCGUUAUGUCACCACACACGGAAUUGGCUUGAAUUGCUGCACUGAUCUGAAGUGGUUUGAGCACAUCAUCCCAUGUGGAAUCGAGGGCAAAGGUGUAACCUCCCUCACCAAAGAGCUGGGCAGGCACAUUGGCAUCCCGGAGGCCAGUACUGCCUUUCUCAGCAGUUUUGCCAGCAUUUUCGACUGUCGUGUAGCAGAGCAGGCCGAUGCGGUGGCACGAGACACAAAUUAGCUUAUCGUUUUUUCGUUUUGAUUGUGAUUUCUCUAGGAUACAAAUGUUAAAGAAUACAAAUCCUAUACAAGAUUUA